GUAUCGACUCAAAAGAUAUACAUACAGUGCUUAAUUUGCCAAGAACGUCAAUUGCGAAAACCUGAAAACUUAAAGCGUCAAUCAGUAAAAGAUUACCUGUAGAAACUAAUGGCCGUAUUGUUGAAUAUCAGUUAAAAAAAGUUAAAAAUACAAACAGCAACAACGAUUACAUAAGCAAAAACAAAACAAGCAUACAAAUGGAAAAGUGUCAUGAAUACAUACAAUGGAGCAGUUUUAACUGGUUUGGAGAAAUAAUACUUAUUAUCUUUUUUUCCAUUGGCUUUAUCGUUUCUGGUAUUUCAUUAGAUUUAUAUGGUGAUACUUCAUUUAAUUGUUAUAAUGAGAUUAUAUCAAAGACCAAAGAAAGCUCUCUCUUAAAAAACAUUGAAUCAAGAUGUUUCAUACAAUACAAAGACGGACUAACUUUCAAGUAUGCUGUUUUUCUUGUGGUGUGUUUGAAUUUUGGCAUUGUCUUAAUUUGGAGUAUUGUCUAUGGAUAUUAUGUAAAGCGUCGAAAUGAACAUAAUGAUAAUGACAGUCCAAUAGAAAUCAGUAACGAACAAAGUAAACCUCUACUUGGAGAAUAUAGCGAAGAAAUUCAUCAAUCUAAUAACGUUGCGUUUAAUUCCUCAUUUUACAUUUACAUAUUUCAUUUGGUGGUUCGCUUCAUCAUAUUGUCUGUCUUUGUUGGAUUACUUUUCUCUGCCAAGUUUCCCAUUAACUACACCUGUAAAAGACGUCCAACUAUGAAAGAAAUUUUCUUGUUAAAUCACACCAUUUCUACCAUUGUUUGUGUAAAUCCCAACGGCUAUAAAAGUGAAACCUUAAUUAUAGUUGUUUUAUCUGCCGAUUUCAUUGUAAUAACACUAACUGUUUUGGAGCUGUGUUACUUGACGUAUAAGGCUUGGACUGGUAACUCUUUUAAAAGUAAGGAUAAAUUUUGUACAGUUUACUUGCAUCAAAAACCGGAAAAAUCGUUGGAAGAAAAUAAGAACAAAAGUGCAAAAUGGUUGGAGAAAAAUAAAAACGAUCUUUACACCAACAAAGUUUUUGAAGUACACGACAACUUUGGUGAUGAGAACAAAAAGUGGCGAAAUCUUGAUAAUAUUUAUGUCAACGUCAUACUACAAGCAGAGAGGCAAUUAAAGAAUGCUUACCCAGAAACUUUUAAUCGGCACGAAAUCUUUCAUUCUUACCUUGAAUUAAGAAAUGAUGCAAAAAAACUAACAAGAAUAACUGAGAUUUUUAAACCAAUCCUAGGUGAGCAGAGCACGUCGUAUCCAAGGUCUAUUUUAGUCAUUGGAAGACCGGGAAUUGGUAAAACUAUGCUGACUAAGAAACUUAUAUACGAGUGGAAAAAUAAUCGAGAUGAAUUUUGGCAUGAUAAACUUGUUGUUUUAGUGAAAUGUCGUGAUCUUAAAACUUCCGACAUUACUCUCAAAGAAAUGUUAUAUCGGUGUGAUGGACUAAAAGAUAAACAUUAUUCUCAAGUUUACCAAUUCAUAAUCACUUAUCCAAAGCAAACUGUCAUUAUCAUCGACGGACUCGAUGAAUUAUUUUUAAAUCGUUUAGAGUUCCAUGAAACAAAGAACUCUGUAUUUAAACUAAUAAAAAAGUUAGUUGAAGGUGAAACGCUGUCUGAUGCCAUUGUUCUAGUAACAUCACGACCCACAGCUGAACAUGCAUAUGGGGAUUUAAAGUUUGACAGGACUGUGGAAAUCUUGGGCUUUUUCGAAGAUCAGAUUAAAGAAUACAUCAACAAGUUUUGUGGCAAAGACAAGAAUACAGCCAAAAACAUUUAUAAGCACAUUAAUACUUCUCUUGAACUUAAAAGUUUGUGUUAUAUUCCUGUGAAUAGUUACAUUGUUUGUCUGACCCUAAAAGAGAGCUUAACAUGUAAGGCUAAAGAUAUUCCAAAAACCAUCACUGAGUUGUAUAACAGAGCAAUCAAAGUCUUGCUGUGGAAGCAUCAUCCACUUUGCAAAUCAGGUAAAAUACCAAGAAACAAUGAUUAUCUUAUAAUUCCUUUGCCACCCGAGCUCAAAAAAGAUAUUGAAAAAAUAAAAGAUAUUGCAGUUAGUGGAAUUGCCGAAGGAAAUUUGAUUUUUGAAAAAAGAAGUGAUAGUGCUUUUCAUGAGGUAGAAAAUUGUGGUAUAUUUCACCGUAUACCGGAUGUAUCACGCUUUCAGUACUGUUUCCUACAUUUGACUAUUCAAGAGUUUCUGGCUGCGCAAUGUAUUGUAGACAAAUUGAGCGAAAUUCCACAGUUUUUGGAUAAUUAUGUGUCAGAUCCUAAAUGGCAUUUGGUGAUACAGUUUGUUGCUGGUUUAAUUGGAGACAAGAAGAGAUCUGACUAUAUUGGAGAUACUAAAAUAGUAGAAGAGGUUGAACAAAAAUUUAAAGAUUGGAUUUCAAACAUGUUUUCCUUCACUGGAGAUAAAGUCCUUGGUUUUCUUGGAGUAAAGUGCCUAUACGAGUUGCAGGACAAAGAUGUCUUGAGGUCAGCUUGCACGGAGUUAGAGAAUUUUUCUCAAAAAACGCAGAUUGAUGGAGUUUCUUUUACGCCUGUUGAUUCAAACGCAAUGUUUGAAUUUCUUUCUGAAUGUGAACACAUAACACGUCUUUCUUUUCACGAUUGCAAGUUUCUUGAUAAUCAUAGCUUUCUUCCUUUAAAAAACUAUUUGUUAAAUAAGGGAGCGAAAAAUUUGAUUAGCUUAACUUUUUCUAUGAGUGCUUUCGGCAAUUAUUUUGGGAAGCAUCUAAGUGAAGCUUUGACAAGUAAGAAUUGCAAACUUACUCAGUUGGUAAUGGAUCACAAUUAUAUAAGGGGCGAAGGUGCUAAAUAUCUUAUUGAAGCAUUAAAAAGUGAGAAUUGUAAACUUACUAAGUUGAUUAUGGAUUGCAGCAGUAUAGGUGAUGAAGGUGCUCAAUAUCUUAGUAAGGCAUUGAAAAGUGGGAAUUGUAAACUUACUGAGUUGAUAAUAAAUUACAACAGUAUAGGUGAGGAAGGUGCUCAAUAUUUGAGUAAAGCAUUGAAAAGUGGGAAUUGUAAUCUUACUAAGUUGGAAAUGAGCGAUAACAACAUUGGUGAUAAAGGUGCUAUAUAUGUUAGUGAAGCAUUGAAAAGUGAGAAUUGUAAACUUACUGAGUUGACAAUAUAUCAAAACAGUAUAAGUGAUGAAGGUGUUCAAUAUCUUAGUGAAGCAUUGAAAAGUGGAAAUUGUAAACUUACUGAGUUCUACAUGAGAGAUAACAGCAUUGGUGAUAAAGGUGCUAAAUAUGUUAGUGAUGCAUUGAAAAGUGAGAAUUGUAAACUUACUAGUUUCUUAAUACAUGAGGGCAAUAUGGGUCAUGAAGGUACUAAAUAUCUUAGUGAAGCAUUGAAAAGUGAGAAUUGUAAACUUACUAUGUUGGGAAUGAGUGGCAGCAAUAUAUGUGAUGAAGGUGCCAAUUAUCUUAGUGAAGCAUUAAAAAGUGAGAAUUGUAAACUUACGGAAUUGCUUAUAACGGGUAACAAACUAGGUGAUGAAGGUGCUAAAUAUCUUUGUGAAGCAUUGAAAAGUGAGAAUUGUGAACUUACUAAAUUGUAUCUAAUGCAAAACAAAAUAGGUGACGAAGGUGCUAAAUAUUUUAGUGAAGCAUUGAAAAGUGAGAAUUGUGAACUUACUGAAUUGUAUCUAUAUCAUAACAAAAUAGGUGAUGAAGGUGCUAAAUAUCUUCGUGAAACAUUGAGAAGUGAGAAUUGUAAACUUACUACAUUGUAUAUAUAGCAAAACAAUGAACGUGAUGAAGGUUAUAAAUAACUUAGCUUGGUGAAGCAUUGAAAAGUAAGAAUUGUAAACUUACUAAGUUGGUAAUGUUUUUUAAUAAUAUAGGUGAUGAAGAUGCUAAAUAUCUUAGUGAAGCAUUGAAAAGUGAGAAGUGUGAACUUACUGAAAAGUACUUCAACCUGAAACUCGAGCUCAAACUCUUAAUGCAUAUCUAUAGCCAUUACACUUCCUGAUUUAAAAGUCAUUUUGCAAACUUUCAUAUGUUUUAUGAAAAACGUUAAUUUAUUCGUUUUCUUUAUAAUAUUGUUCAAUUAUUUAAUUGUUUUGUUAACCUUACAACAUUUACUGAAAGCAGUAGAAAAUGUAACAAACAAUGAUAAACGUCAACGAUUUUCUCACUUUUAAUUAUCUUAUGAAAUGUAAAUAAUAAACAUGAACAAACGAAUGUAUUGAGUAAAAAAUCCUUUUGAAUCAAAAUUUUUAUAAAUGAAUUCCCACCAUUAACCAUAUAAACGCAAAGUUGUGAUAUAAAAAGUAUUUAAAGAGCGGAAAGUUUAAAACAAAACCUCUUUUAACGUCUUGUAAGGUCACCAUUGUGCAGAAAUAUAGUUUUUAUACAUUUCUACCUAAGUGUGACUGACAAUAAAAUUUUUCUAUAAAAGUAUUCAUCUUUAAUAUAUAUCUAUUUUAUGUACGUAUUAUAUGAAAAUCAAAACAUUUAUAGUGUUUUAA
This is a messenger RNA of Xenia sp. Carnegie-2017, 4502 nucleotides long. RefSeq names its product NACHT, LRR and PYD domains-containing protein 3-like. Gene Ontology annotation, molecular function: protein binding; ATP hydrolysis activity. The transcript is spliced from 4 exons. NCBI's taxonomy places the organism in Eukaryota, Metazoa, Cnidaria, Anthozoa, Malacalcyonacea, Xeniidae. The coding region runs from base 198 to 3770 and encodes 1190 amino acids. The record is from RefSeq and is a predicted model, not a curated record.